Triplophysa dalaica is the source of this 2198-nucleotide messenger RNA. RefSeq names its product interferon regulatory factor 6 (gene irf6). Gene Ontology annotation, molecular function: DNA-binding transcription factor activity, RNA polymerase II-specific; protein binding; RNA polymerase II cis-regulatory region sequence-specific DNA binding. The record is from RefSeq and is a predicted model, not a curated record. The transcript has 8 exons. Gene Ontology annotation, cellular component: nucleus. NCBI's taxonomy places the organism in Eukaryota, Metazoa, Chordata, Actinopteri, Cypriniformes, Nemacheilidae. Gene Ontology annotation, biological process: immune system process; regulation of transcription by RNA polymerase II. Bases 276 to 1682 code for a protein of 468 amino acids.
UCACCGCCGUACCUGAGUUUCGACAGAAGGUGAAACUCUCGCGCAGAGUCACUCACGCGCAUGAAACACGCUUCACGCGGACACACGUCGCGCAGAGGUCGGAUUAUCACACGGACUCUUUAGAUAAACGUCUUUUAAAGGUUUGUCUUCAGUAAUUUGUGGUGUUUCUCGAGCGAGGUCGUAGUUUCGCGGGGUUUUCCUGGUUUGAGGCGCGAGCGCUUCCUGAAACCUGCAGUGUACGAGGGGCAGUUUUUCUCUCCCGCAGGGGGGCCGUCAUGUCUUCUCACCCCCGGCGCGUGCGGCUCAAGCCCUGGCUGGUGGAUCAGGUGAAUAACGGGACAUUUCCGGGUCUGAUGUGGCUUGACCGCGACGCCCGCCGCUUCCAGAUCCCGUGGAAACACGCCACCCGUCACACGCCGCAACAGGAAGAGGAGAACACCAUCUUUAAAGCGUGGGCUGUGGAGACGGGGAAAUAUCAGGAAGGAGUGGAUGAGCCGGAUCCGGCUAAAUGGAAAGCUCAGCUGCGAUGUGCCCUCAACAAGAGCCGAGAGUUUAAUCUCAUUUAUGACGGGACCAAAGAAGUUCCCAUGAACCCGCGGAAGAUCUAUGAUGUGUGUGACAUUACACCCAGUAACCCAGGUUCAGUUCACACAGAUGAGACCGACGGUGAUGAAGAUGAUAUUCCAGACACUCCAGACCCUCCACCACCAUAUCCACCACAACGGAUGAGUGCCUCUCCGAUGGCUCAGGUCUGGACUCCUCCUGGUUCAGUCUCUCCCAUGCAGCCCCCCAGCUGCCCACCUCCUCCUCCGGCCUGGAGGCCCAAAGAAGAGCCAGACGUGGAGAUGCAGCCGCCGCCCAUGGAGGUCCAGACCCACACACCUCUGGAGGCCAUGUUCGCCACCCCGGAGACGUGGAUCAGCUCUCUGCCCAUGACCGAUCUGGAGGUGCAGUGCUUCUACCGCGGGAAGGAGGUGUGUCCGCCAGCCAUCGUCAGUAACCCGCAGGGCUGCCGGCUGUUUUACGGCGAUCUGGGUCCUAUGGUGAAUCAGGAGGAGCUGUUCGGCCCCAUCAGUCUGGAGCAGGUGCGCUUCCCCCCCACUGAGCACAUCGCCAACGAAAAGCAGCGCGUCUUCACCAGCCGCCUGCUGGACGUCAUGGACCGCGGGCUCAUCCUGGAGGUCAGCGGUCAUGACAUCUACGCCGUCAGGCUCUGUCAGUGCAAAGUGUACUGGUCCGGUCCGUGCGCACCCAACCCCAACGCUCCCAAUCUCAUCGAGCGUCAGCGAAAGGUCAAACUCUUCUGUCUGGAGUCCUUCCUCAGCGGUGUGAUCGCUCACCACCAGCGAGGUCAGUCGGCCUUGGAGUCGCCCAUGUAUGACAUUAAUCUGUGUUUUGGGGAGGAGUGGCCUGACGGUCGACCCAGAGACAGAAAACUCAUCAUGGUGCAGGUGAUUCCGGUGGUGGCUCGUAUGAUCAGUGAGAUGUUCUCGGGCGACUGCACGCGCUCCUUCGACAGCGGAAGCGUUCGUCUGCAGAUCUCCAUUCCUGACAUCAAAGACAACAUCGUCACGCAUCUCAAACAGCUCUACCGUCUCCUACAGACGCAUCAGGGUCAGGACAACUGGCCUCUGCCGCCCGGAGCCGGGAUUCACCUGACGCAGGCCCUGCAGACGCAGUGAUGCGCAGACGGCCCGCCAUCCACCAAUCAGAAGAGCUUUUAUGGAAAAGUACUUAAAGACGUUUGCGGACGCUGAUGUGAGAGACGGACAGUGACCGAGUUUGGUGGAGAUCUCCAUUUUGAACAUCUCUAGGUCAAAGUCUAGCGUGUGUGUGUGAGUGAGACUGUUAAUAAUCAGCCACACUGAACCCCUCACGUUAACAUCUGACAAUAUUUAAACUCUUAUGGUUGAGUUACUCGCACUUUUAUUAAAGGAACUAAAGUGUGCUUUGUUAGUGUAGUUGUUCACGCUGUAUCAUCAUGAGCUCUUUUAAUCUGCUUUCUCAUUAUUAAUGUUUUUAUUGCAUUAAACGACAUCAUAGUGAUAGACGUCAUCUGCUUUACGUGGUUCUGUGCACUUUCGGGGUGAAUAGCGUUUGUUUUAUUAAACUGUAUGGUUUUCAUAUCCCAUCUGAAUAUUCACAGAAAUGUGUUUUUUUGUUGGACUUAUUAAAUAAAAUGGAAAAACACGCCUUUA